AUGACCUCCUGUUCCUCUCAACUGGCGGUCGAAACUGAACUCUACGAUAUUCUAGGCGUACCGGCGACAGCUUCUGACGCCGAUAUUAAGAAGGCGUACCGCAAAAGGGCCAAAGAUCUACAUCCAGACAAGAACAUCAAUGACCCUGAAGCCAUUCAGAAGUUUCAGGAGCUGGGUGCCGCUUAUGAAGUUCUGAGCGAUCCAGAUUCAAGAGAAGCAUAUGAUAACUUUGGAAUGUCCGGCAUGGGUGGCCAAGGCGGAGGGCCAGGCGGAGCAGCGGCUAUGGACGAAUUCUUCGCCCAGUUCUUCGCUGGCGGUGGGCCCGGUGGCGCUCAAUUUGGCUUCGACUUUGGUCCCGGUUUCCCUGGCGGUGGACGGGGGAGGUCACAAGAUGAAGUCGUACCGUAUGAUGUCAAGCUCGAAGACCUUUAUAACGGCAAGACCGUGCAUCUGAACCUCGAGAAAACCGUGCCAUGUGCGACGUGCCAGGGCUCUGGCGCAAAGACUGGCGCAAAACCGAAACCCUGCGUCAAAUGCGAGGGCCAUGGUUACACGCACGUCCAUAGCUCGCUUGGUCCCAACAGGAUAGGCACUUCGCGGGCGGUAUGUACUGAUUGUGAGGGCCGCGGCGAGAAGAUCAGGGAGAAGGACAGGUGUAAGAAGUGCAAGGGUUCGCGUACCGUCACCGAGAAGGCCAAGCAAGAUAUCUUUGUCGAGCGUGGCAUGUCGGACGGCCAGAAGAUAGUACUACCAGGUGCCGGUGAUCAAAUGCCCGGAUCCCCACCAGGGGACGUCGUGUUCGUCUUGAAAAUGGCUCACCAUGACUUCUUUGAACGCUCUGGCAAUGACCUUCUGACCACUGUCAAAAUUACAUUAUCCGAAGCGCUUCUUGGUUUUGACAGGAUCCUCGUCACGCAUCUCGACGGCCGUGGCGUCCGCGUCGCAAGUCCAAAAGGCAAAGUUGUUCAGCCCGGACAGUCGAUCGUUCUUCGCGGGGAGGGCAUGCCAACAUACAAGACCCCCGACGUCAAGGGUGACCUCUACGUUGUCUUGGAUGUUGAGAUGCCCACAUCGGACUGGCUACGGACUAUUGACCUAACGCAACUAGCAAAACUUCUCCCACCUAAACGCUCGGACCCAGAACCGGAACCUGCGAUAGUCGAUGUUGCAACGUAUGAGGAGGCUGAACUUGGUGACUUUGGCGACGACGAGGACGCAUGGGAGGAUGAAGACGAAGACGAAGACGGCGAGCCCGAAUGCCGGCCACAAUAG
Peniophora sp. CBMAI 1063 is the source of this 1272-nucleotide messenger RNA. Lineage: Eukaryota; Fungi; Basidiomycota; Agaricomycetes; Russulales; Peniophoraceae. The record is from the annotation of a GenBank genome assembly.